UGGCCAAGCCUACUCACUGAAAUACCCAUUUUGUCUCCCCUAGUGGAGGAAAAAUGGACCUACAAUGACAAAUAAAAAAAUAGGGAUCAGCGCAUUGAGCUAUAAAAAAAAAACGGAUCAGCGCCAUGUCUGAUUCUCCAGUAGUGGAAUAGAGAACGGGACACCUAAACCAUUUAAUUCCAGGGUCGGGGAUCCCGUUCGGUCUCGAGGAUGUCCGGGAGCGCAGGGAUUCAGCAGGGCUCCCCGGCCAUCGGUGCAGCGGGAUCGGCGCCUGCGGCUCCGGGAGCCGGGGGAACCGAGGGUUCGGGCGCCACGGUAGGAUCGGCACGAAUCGCGGUGAAGAAGGCGCAGCUCCGCUCCUCCCCGCGCCCGAAGAAACUGGAGAAGCUCGGAGUUUAUUCAUCUUGCAAGGCUGAGGGGGCCUGUAAGUGUAACAGCUGGAAGAGCCAGAACCCCCCUCCCACACCACCCCGUACAGACCAACAGCCCAACACUGUCAACCUUCAGGACCCCUGCCGUAGCUGCUCUCAUACACUGGGUGAUCAUGUAACCCACCUGGAGAACGUUUCAGAGGAGGAGAUGAACAGGCUUCUGGGCAUUGCUCUGGAUGUGGAGUACCUGAACACAUGUGUCCACAAAGAGGAGGAUGCUGACACCAAACAAGUCUACUUCUCCCUCUUCAAGCUGUUGAGGAAAUGCAUCCUACAGAUGGGCAAACCUGUGGUGGAGGCACAGGAGAGUCCUCCCUUUGAGAAACCUAGCAUUGAACAGGGGGUGAAUAACUUUGUCCAGUACAAGUUCAGCCAUCUUCCCUCCAAGGAGCGUCAGACCAUCGUGGAGCUGGCCAAGAUGUUCCUCAACCAGAUCAACUACUGGCAGCUGGAGACACCCUCACAGAGACGACAGCGGGCCCCUGCUGAUGAUGCCGCCGGGUACAAAGUCAACUACACCAGAUGGCUGUGCUACUGCAACGUCCCUCAGUUCUGUGACAGUCUACCGCGGUACGAGACGACCCAGAUCUUCGGUCGGACCCUGCUGCGCUCCGUCUUCACUGUGAUGAGGAAACAGCUGCUAGAGCAGGCCAGGCAGGAGAAGGAUAAGCUACCUCCGGAGAAACGCACUCUCAUCCUCACACACUUCCCCAAAUUCCUGUCCAUGUUGGAGGAGGAGGUGUACAGUCACAACUCUCCCAUCUGGAGUGAAGACUUCCUGGCUGGAUCCUCAGGAGGACCGAUCCCCAUCCAUACAGUGAUCAGCGCGCCCCCGGUGGCCAGGCCUCUGUACUACAACACCAGCCCAGUAUCUGUGGACCCAUCCAGCUGUGGCAGUGUCAGUCCUGCCAGGAAGACCGCCUCUGUUCUGGAACCCAGCCCAGGUGGGCAGAAGCGGAAGCCAUCGGAGCCCCUCCCCCAUGAGGAGACUAAGAAGCUCAGGAUUGUCGGGGACAUCCCCAUGGAACUCAUCAACGAAGUCAUGGCAACCAUCACCGACCCCGCCUCCAUGCUGGGACCAGAGACCAGUCUCCUGUCGGCCCACUCAGCCCGUGAUGAGGCGGCACGCCUGGAGGAGAGGAGGGGGGUGAUAGAGUUCCACGUCAUCGGGAACUCCCUCAACCAGAAGCCCAACAAGAGGAUCCUCAUGUGGCUGGUGGGCCUCCAGAAUGUCUUCUCUCACCAGCUGCCUCGCAUGCCCAAAGAGUAUAUCACACGCCUCGUCUUUGACCCGAAGCACAAGACUCUGUCGCUGAUCAAAGAUGGCCGUGUGAUCGGAGGGAUUUGCUUCCGGAUGUUCCCCUCGCAGAGCUUCACAGAGAUCGUAUUCUGUGCUGUCACCUCCAACGAGCAGGUCAAGGGAUACGGCACUCACCUGAUGAACCAUCUGAAGGAGUACCACAUCAAGCACGACAUCCUCAACUUCCUCACCUACGCAGACGAGUAUGCCAUUGGCUACUUCAAAAAGCAGGGCUUCUCUAAAGACAUCAAGGUUCCCAAGGCCAAGUAUCUGGGCUACAUAAAAGACUAUGAGGGAGCGACGCUGAUGGGCUGUGAGCUCAACCCCAGCAUCCCUUACACUGAGUUCUCUGUCAUUAUCAAGAAACAGAAAGAGAUCAUAAAGAAACUGAUAGAGAGGAAGCAAGGUCAGAUCAGAAAGGUCUACCCAGGACUUUCCUGUUUUAAGGAAGGAGUUAGACAGAUUCCCAUCGAGAGCAUUCCUGGAAUACAAACUGGAUGGAAACCGGUGGGCAAAGGGAAAGAGCUGAAGGAUCCAGAUCAGCUGUACAGCACCCUGAAGACCAUCCUACAACAUGUUAAGAGUCACCAGAAUGCCUGGCCGUUCAUGGAACCAGUGAAGAAGACUGAGGCUCCUGGCUACUACCAAGUCAUCCGCUUCCCUAUGGACCUGAAGACGAUGUCGGAGCGUCUGAAGAGCAGGUACUACACCACGCGGAAGCUCUUCAUGGCCGACAUGCAGCGCAUCUUCACCAACUGUCGCGAGUACAAUCCCCCAGAGAGCGAGUACUACAAGUGUGCCAACCUGCUAGAGAAGUUCUUCUACACCAAGAUCAAGGAGGCAGGUCUCAUUGAGAAGUGAAGAGAUGGAAGGGGCUUCAAGGGUGAGGGAGCAAUGGCUUAGGUAUAAUGAUUUCAAAAGGUUUUUGUUUUUAUUUACUUAUUCUUUAUUUUUCUACUGCGUUCAACCAGAAAGAGAUAGAUAUAUAUCCAGUAGGGAGGAUGAUUUUAGGUUAAUCAGUAUACUAUCCCUUGCCCCACUCAGGAAAACAGAAGUCCUAGAUAGAAACUUCCAUCUGUUCAGCUAACCUAACCCUCCAUCUGUUCAGCUAACCCAACCCUCCUUCUGUUCAGCCAACCCAACCCUCCAUCUGUUCAGCUAACCCAACCCUCCAUCUGUUCAGCUAACCUAACCCUCCAUCUGUUCAG
Molecule: messenger RNA, 2939 nt
Organism: Salvelinus sp. IW2-2015
Lineage: Eukaryota; Metazoa; Chordata; Actinopteri; Salmoniformes; Salmonidae
Product: histone acetyltransferase KAT2B
Biological process (GO): positive regulation of transcription by RNA polymerase II; chromatin remodeling
Cellular component (GO): nucleus; ATAC complex
Molecular function (GO): histone H3 acetyltransferase activity; protein binding
Source: RefSeq, a predicted model, not a curated record